GCGGUGGAGUCAGCUGCGGACUGCGCCCGGGGCUGGGGACCGAGGGGCAGGAGUCCUGGCCUCCCCCCGCCCAGGCGGGGGUGUGUCAUGGACCACCUCGGGGCGCCCCUCUGGCCCCAAGUCGGCUCUCUCUGUCUCCUGCUCGCUGGAGCCGCCUGGGCCCCCCCACCCAACAUCCCGGACCCCAAGUUUGAAAGCAAAGGCGGCGGGAGGGAGGAGGAAGAGGCUGUGGCUGGAGGACCCGGCUCCGCUGCCCUGAUCCCCUCCCGCCGCCCCUCUCCACCAGCCGCGCUGCUGGCGGCGGGCGGACCCGAAGAGCUUCUGUGCUUUACCGAGCGGCUGGAGGACUUGGUGUGCUUCUGGGAGGAAGCGGCGAGCGCCGGGGUCGGCCCCGACAACUACAGCUUCUCCUACCAGCUCGAGGGUGAGCCAUGGAAGCUGUGUCGCCUGCACCAGGCGCCCACGGCUCGCGGCUCCGUGCGCUCCCGGUGCUCGCUGCCCACGGCCGACACGUCGAGCUUCGUGCCCCUAGAGCUGCGCGUCACGGAGGCCUCCUCGGGCGCACGGCGCUAUCAUCGGAUCAUCCAAGUCAAUGAAGUGGUGCUUCUGGAUCCCCCUGCCGGGCUCCAGGCGCGGCCGGCUGAUGAGGGUGGCCACGUGGUGCUGCGCUGGAUCCCGCCACCUGGGGCACCCAUGGCGACCCACAUACGCUACGAGGUGGACGUCUCGGCCGGCAACAGCGCAGGGGGCGCGCAGAGGGUGGACAUCCUGGAGGGCCGCACCGAGUGUGUGCUGAGCAACCUGCGACCGCAGACGCGCUACACCUUCGCGGUGCGCGCGCGGAUGGCCGAGCCGAGCUUCGGGGGCUUCUGGAGCGCCUGGUCGGAGCCGGCGUCACUGCUGACGGCUAGCGACCUGGACCCCCUCAUCCUGGCGCUCUCGCUCAUCCUCGUGCUGAUCCUGCUGCUGCUGGCGGUACUUGCCCUGCUCUCCCACCGCCGAGCUCUGAAGCAGAAGAUCUGGCCGGGCAUCCCGAGCCCCGAGAGUGAGUUUGAGGGUCUCUUCACCACCCACAAGGGUAACUUCCAGCUGUGGUUGUACCAGAACGAUGGCUGUCUGUGGUGGAGCCCGGGCACCCCCUUCUCGGAGGACCCGCCUGCCCCCCUGGAAGUCCUCUCUGAGCGCUGCUGGGAUGUGACUCAAGUUGUGGAGCGGGGGGCAGGGGAUGAGGAGCCCCUGCUGCAGCCGGUGGGCAGGGAGCGUGCCCAGGACCCCUACCUGGUACUGGACGAGUGGCUGCUGCCCCAGAGCCCGCCCAGCGGGGACCUCCCGGGGUCUGGCCGCAGCGUGGACGGAGAAGCCAUGGAUGCGGGCUCUGAAGCGUCCUGCUCGUCUUCCUUGGCCUUGAAGGCUGGACCAGAGGGCACCUCAGCUGCCAGCUUUGAGUACACCAUCCUGGACCCCAGCUCCCAGCUCCUGCGCCCACGGGCGCUGCGCCCCGAGCUGCCCCCCACCCCGCCCCACCUUAAGUAUCUGUACCUCAUGGUGUCAGACUCUGGUAUCUCAACUGACUACAGCUCAGGGAGCUCCCAGGCAGCCCAAGGGGGCUUGCCCGAUGGUCUCUACUCCACCCCUUAUGAGAACGGCCUCGCUCCAGCCCCUGAGCCUACAGCCCCCAGCUACGUGAGCUGCUCUUAGGACGUUAACCCACAGAUGCUCACGCAGGGAUUCAACAGGACCCCAGGCGCCAGUGCUGACCCCAGACUUACCGAACAGGGGUGGUGAGGCCUGCCCUGGGACAUGGCUGCCCUUGGCUGGCUGCUCAGGAGGUCGUGACCUUGAAGUAUUUUAAAAUAUGUAUAGUUUUUUUUUUUUUAAAUAUAUAUAUAUAUGUACAUUUA
Molecule: messenger RNA, 1901 nt
Organism: Tupaia belangeri chinensis (Chinese tree shrew)
Lineage: Eukaryota; Metazoa; Chordata; Mammalia; Scandentia; Tupaiidae
Gene: EPOR
Product: erythropoietin receptor
Exons: 9
Coding region: 88-1698 (536 amino acids)
Biological process (GO): cytokine-mediated signaling pathway
Cellular component (GO): membrane; external side of plasma membrane
Molecular function (GO): protein binding; erythropoietin receptor activity
Source: RefSeq, a predicted model, not a curated record